UCUGGAGGCUGAAAACCCAGGAUCAAGGUGUUGACAGGGCCACACACUCACCUGUUGGACAGUCCUCCCUCUCUUCCCCCAACUUCUGGUGUUUCUUGGCUUGUGGCCGCGUCGCCCCAGUCCCUGCUGCCGUCCCCACAGGGCCUGCGCCCUCCUGCCUGUCUUAGCAUCUUCCCCUUUCUCCCGAGGGCCCCGUUGUGUUGGACUAGGGCCCAUCCUCCCGCACCGUGACCUCAUCCUAACUGCUCCCGCCCGCAUCGACCCUGUGUCUGAGCACACUCCAGGGUCCUGGGGGUUCCUAUGUAGGUGGCCCUCGAGGACACAACUUGUAGCAAUGGCCCUUUGCUGUGUCACGUAGCUGAGCAGGUGGGGGCCAGAACCCUGCCUGCCCACCGUAGGAGGUGGAGGGGUGGGGCCCGGGGCAGGUCCAGAGAACCUGUGGGCCGGGCCAGGACUGCCAGGCUGCUAGUGCUCACCCCAGACCUCUACAGGCCAUGCGGACCCUCAGCUGGAAGCACACGCUGGGCCUGGUGACCAUGGACGUGGAGCUGGCCGACCGCACCCUGUCCGUGGCAGUGACCCCCGUGCAGGCAGUGGUCUUGCUGUACUUUCAGGACCAAGUGUCCCUGGCCGCUCUGCACGCAGCCAGCUGGACCCUGGAGGAGCUGAGCAAGGUGGUGAAGAUGCCUGUGGCGCUGCUGCGGCGGCGCAUGUCCGUGUGGCUGCAGCAGGGCGUGCUGCGCGAGGAGCCUCCCGGCACCUUCUCCGUCAUCGAGGAGGAGCGGCCUCAGGACCGAGACAACAUGGUGCUCGUCGACAGUGACGAGGAGAGCGACUCAGGCAUGGCCUCCCAGGCCGACCAGAAGGAGGAGGAGCUGCUGCUCUUCUGGACGUACAUCCAGGCCAUGCUGACCAACCUGGAGAGCCUGUCGCUCGAGCGCAUCUACAGCAUGCUGCGCAUGUUCGUGAUGACGGGCCCCGCGCUGGCCGAGAUCGACCUGCACGAGCUCCAGGGCUUCCUGCAGAAGAAGGUGCGCGACCAGCAGCUCAUCUACUCGGCGGGCGUCUACCGCCUGCCCAAGAACUCCACCUGACGCUCCUGCCUGUGGGCGCUCUGGCUCCCCCUGCAAACCGCACCUGUGUGUCCCCUCGGUAGACAGCCCGAGGGCACCCCUUCCCUCCCCAGACCCUGCCCGGCCCCCAGAGUGUGCAGAAUAAAGCAGGUCAGUUCCUCC
Microcebus murinus (gray mouse lemur) is the source of this 1235-nucleotide messenger RNA. The record is from RefSeq and is a predicted model, not a curated record. Lineage: Eukaryota; Metazoa; Chordata; Mammalia; Primates; Cheirogaleidae.